AUGGCAAUGACGAUGUGCACGGCCCGCGUCUUUGGCUGCAGUGUCUCAGCGACAGCGCGCGCCGGUCUAAAGAACGAGAGCGUGUUCUCGAUACCGUGUCGCUGGGCGUCCAAAAAGGCUGGCGGGUCCACGAAAAAUGGCCGCGAUUCCGAGUCCAAGCGUCUGGGCGUCAAGAAGUUCGGAGGACAGAGCGUGGUGGCUGGAAAUAUCAUUAUUCGCCAGCGCGGUACGAAGUACCACGUGGGCACUGGCGUAGGCAUUGGCAAAGACCAUACGAUCUUUGCGACACGCGACGGUUUCGUGCGCUUUUGGUACAACACGCCCAAGAAGCACCAGGAGGUGUCGGUCAAGAGUCACCGUGAAGUGCAGCGUGCAGGGGUUCAGAGCAGCGGUUAG
This is a messenger RNA of Peronospora matthiolae, 396 nucleotides long. The record is from the annotation of a GenBank genome assembly. Lineage: Eukaryota; Oomycota; Peronosporomycetes; Peronosporales; Peronosporaceae.